This is a messenger RNA of Venturia canescens, 3925 nucleotides long. RefSeq names its product ecotropic viral integration site 5 (gene Evi5). The transcript has 9 exons. Lineage: Eukaryota; Metazoa; Arthropoda; Insecta; Hymenoptera; Ichneumonidae. The record is from RefSeq and is a predicted model, not a curated record. The coding region runs from base 301 to 2793 and encodes 830 amino acids.
UGUGCGUGGACGGGCUGCUCGGCGAUGUCAUCGGACUCUCGCGAGAAACUGACAAGUAUACACGAGUAAUAAUAUCGACGUGUGUUACGUUAGCACGUUAAUGGGUUAUUUGACGAAUAUUACAUAUAAGAAUUGACGAAAUUCUUUUGUAUAAAAUGAAGGCUUUUAUUUGUUAACACAUUUUUAUCGCUCGAACAAAGUUCUAAAAAAAUUUUUUGACGUUUUACGAAAACUUCAGGUGUUGUGGAGAUAAAAAGCAUUCGAAGAAUCUGAUAUUUUUCGAAUAAUGGUACAUAGGUGAUGAGCGUCAUAUGUUUAUCUUCAUCAGAAAUAUUUUCUGCAAAUCCUGAAAACGGCAGGUGUCCCGAUUCUGCAAGCCGAGAAGUUCAUACUGCAAACGAAGCACCACCUAUCGCUACAAAAAUAUCCACCGACGAGCUGGCACUAUUAGCAAAACUGGAAGAGGCCAAUAGACGAAAUGAAUUAGACGCGAAAUCAUUAAAUUCGUUGCAAAGUAACCACAGCAGAAAGGGAUCAGACACAUCGCAAGUUUCUUUGGCGUCGGGUGAUAGCAACAGCUACGGGGAUGUUGCUGGACCCCGACGCCAAGUUUCGACUGACGACGAGGAAGUGAGAUGGAAAUUAUGGGGCGAAGUGGUGGUGGAUUGGGAGAAUUAUUGGAAAAAGAGAAAAGACUUUGUAAAGGAAUUGGUUAGACAAGGAAUUCCUCAUCAUUUCAGGGGUAUUGUAUGGCAGCUUUUGUGCGGAGCUCAUCAGUCACCGGUGAAAAAACAAUUUGCUGAAUAUAUCAAGGCCACUUCAGCCUGUGAAAGAAUCAUAAGACGUGACAUAGCUCGCACUUAUCCUGAACAUGACUUUUUUAAAGAAAAAGAUGGACUGGGGCAAGAAAGCCUUUUCAAUGUUAUGAAAGCCUACAGCCUCUAUGAUCGUGAAGUUGGGUACUGCCAAGGGUCUGGUUUCAUCGUUGGAUUGCUUCUUAUGCAGCAAAUGCCAGAAGAGGAAGCGUUCGCGGUUUUAGUAGCUCUGAUGCAGGAUUAUCGCCUGCGUGACAUGUUCAAGCCUAGCAUGGCCGAACUCGGAGUAUGCAUGUAUCAGCUGGAACAUUUGGUAGCGGACACUCACAACGAGCUUCACGGACACUUCAACGCUCAAAGUUUUCACACAUCGAUGUACGCUUCCUCGUGGUUUUUAACUCUGUUCACCACAGCGCUCAGUCUUCCAACCGCUUGUCGAAUUUUCGACGUUUUUUUGUCCGAGGGCAUGGAAAUUAUUUUCAAAGUCGCUCUUGCUAUGCUUGAAUUGGGCAAGGAAGAUUUGCUCAGCUUGGACAUGGAGGGAAUGCUCAAAUUCUUCCAAAAAGAUUUGCCUGGACGAGCGGAGGCGGAUCCGGAGCGUUUAAUGAAUCUCGCGUACGGCAUGAAGAUAAACCCGAAGCGUAUGAAAAAAUUGGAGAAAGAUUAUACGGUAUUAAAAAUGAAAGAACAGGAGGAAAUGGUGGAGUUGCGGCGCUUGCGAGCCGAGAAUCGCUUGUUGAGGCAACGGACGGAAUUGUUGGAAGCGGAAUCGGCCGAAUUGGCGGACAGAUUAGUGAGAGGACAAGUGUCCCGAGCGGAAGAGGAAGAAACGGCGUUUGUGGUUCAGCGUGAAUUGACGGCGCUGCGUCACACCCAUCUGGAAACGAGUCAUCAGUUGGAACAAGCGCACGAAGAUCUGAGAUCACUCUCUAUUUUAUUGGAGGAAAAUGUAUCAUCGAAACAGUCGUCGAUCGAUGAAAUUUCUCUUAAACAAGAAGCUCUCACCCAAAAAGAAGAUAUGAUUCAAUGCCUGCAAGAAGAAUUGGUUCGUGUGCGCUUGCACGAAGCUGAAAACGACGCUACGAUCCGGGAUUUGCGAGCAAGAAUUCAGGAACUCGAACAGGACAAAAAAACGCUGAGGGAAUACAAACCAGAUAACUCAGUCGCUCAUUUACAGGAAGAAUUAAUCGCUGUCAAACUCAGAGAAGCCGAAGCCAAUUUAUCCUUGAAGGAUCUGAGGCAACGAGUUACUGAAUUAAGCACAGCCUGGCAGCGUCAUUUGCAAGAGCAUCGUUCGAACCAGCCAGCUCAGGCGGCGGAUUCGACUCCAAAAAAAUUGCUUUUUUGGGAGAAUCGAGGCCACGAGAAUCAAAAAUUGGAAGAAGAUUUAAUGUCGACGAGGAUGCGAGAAAUGGUGGCUCAAAGCGAGGUCAAAGAACUCAGACUCAAAGUCAUGGAACUCGAAACUCAAGUACAAGUGACGACCAAUCAAUUACGACGACAGGACGAAGGCGAGAAAGCUCUUCGAGAAGAACUCGAACUUGCAACUUCUCGCGAAAAAGACAUGUCGAGCAAACUUCGUGAACAACAACACAAGUAUUCCGAUCUCGAGUCUAAAAUGAAGGACGAAAUGAUGAUGGCUCGAAUUAGGGACGCUGAACAUGCUCAACAAGUCGCCGAAUUGACUCAGAAAAUAUCUCUUCUCGAACUCAAGAACGAGGAAAUGCACGCUGAGGGUGAAUUGAGAAGUAAUUUGGAUGACAGUGAACGAGUCCGCGAACUGCAGGAUAAGGUCGCGGAAUUAAAAGCUGAGGUCAUGAGAUUGGAAAGCAGGAAUAGCAGAGGUUCGGGUGGACAUAGUCAAGCAGUGAGAAGCAUCAGUAUAGACAACGAAAGUGAGCUGGACGAGAAAGAUUUGACGCUCUGUAUUCAGGACCAUAUGAAGAAUACGAGUUUAGCGAGUUCUCGUAAUGAAUAAUUGGAAGAGAGCAAGACAAAAAAACGAUUAAACGAAGUAAUAAUUUUUAAGAAAAUCGACUCGUGCUCGCAGCACGUUGAUUCAUUUGUAUUAUACAAUUUGUGUGUACGAGACGAAAAUUCGAGAAGAAAUAACUAAAAAACGACAAACACUCACGAGAAUAAAAGAAGAAAGAAAAAAAAGAAAAAACGCAGAUGCAGAAACGAAAAGAAAGAAAAACAUCAACCAAUACUCUAAUAUAAUGCACUUACACACUAAAAUGCAAAAAUUGUAGACUGUAAUCCAAACUCAUAUCUUUUAUUCGUAAACCACGUAUGUAUACUAUAUGUGUAUAUUAUAUAUACAAAGUGUCAUUCGAAUACGUGCAACUUUAGUCCGAAGAAAUCGUCGAUUUCGAGGCCAAACGUUAGUGUCAAAGCAUCAUGAAAUCUGUUAUCAAAAUUUCUCUCGGACUCUAUAGUUUUUAGACGGAAAUGAUUUAUUUAUCAAUUCUCUGGCCGGUCGUUGAUUUUGCAAUACUAAAAUAUUUUGAAAAAAGUAAAAAUAUAUUGGAACAUAAUCAAGAUUGAUGGAUGAAAAAUUCUUGGGAAGAAUUAUUCAAAUCAAAUUUUCAAUUUCUUGGCAACUAUAUCAGAAAUGACUUAGUUUAUUAAUCAAAUUAAUUUUAAUGAAAAACGAAAGAAUAAAUUUAAUCGAUUGAAAUAUGUUCAAUGGUUAAAUUCCAAACGAUUUUUUGGCACAAAUAAAAAGUACUUCACGUGUUAAUUACAGGGUUCACUGUUUUUCACAGUGGUAUUUCACACUGUCGACGAUUAUAAUAAAUUUUAAAAUCUUUGUAACAAUCAAGUUCAUUCGCAUAUUGUGUCAUUGGUCACCGGAGAUUUAUUGCUCAUUGUUUGUUCAUUUUUGUUUUUGUGCUUUUUUUUUUCAAUUCGACAGAUGUACUUAGAUCAUAAAUCGAUUCUCGAAUCAGUGUCAUUGUCCACACUUUCAUUAACUCCAGAGUGUGUCUAAUUUAUUUGUAGGAUGUGCUUUUAUUGUCCGAUUGAUACUUAGACGGUGACGGGACCUGAUUUAACUGAAACUUACAAUGAUUAUUAAAAAAAAAGAAAAAAAAACAGAAGAUUUAAAA